Messenger RNA from Pediculus humanus corporis (human body louse), 2901 nucleotides. Its product is annotated as RNA-binding protein, putative. Gene Ontology annotation, cellular component: ribonucleoprotein complex; nucleoplasm. The record is from RefSeq and is a predicted model, not a curated record. Lineage: Eukaryota; Metazoa; Arthropoda; Insecta; Psocodea; Pediculidae. Bases 1 to 2901 code for a protein of 966 amino acids. Gene Ontology annotation, biological process: regulation of RNA splicing. Gene Ontology annotation, molecular function: mRNA binding. The transcript has 2 exons.
AUGAGUGUGAUUAUUCGUCUCCAGAAUUUGCCAUGGUCGGCAAAUUCUUUGGAUAUACGACAUUAUUUUAGGGGUUUGUCCAUUCCAGAGGGUGGAGUUCAUAUUGUCGGGGGUGAAAUGGGCGAUGCAUUCAUCGCGUUCAGCACGGAUGAGGAUGCCAGGCAGGCCAUGAUGCUCGCAGGUGGUAAAAUAAAAGAAGUUCAAAUAUCGUUAAUGCUCAGUUCGCGUAGUGAAAUGCAAAAAAUAAUCGAAGCAGCUCGUCAGGCUAGCAUGUCAAAUUCUUUGGCUCAAUUGCUUGCGCCGUCUGCGGUGUCGAUGCCCCCGAUCACCCAGCAACAAAUCGCUUCGAAAGAGCGUCGGGAUUCAAAGGGAGAUAAAAAAGAUUCCAGUGACGUGAGUUCCAGUAGUCACGAAACCGGGAAAACGGAUAGAAGGGAUAGGACGCGAGAAAAAUCGCGAUCGAGAUCGAGGGAAAGAAAUAGAAAGGAUAGGAGGGACAGAGACAGAGAUAGGGAUAGAGAUAGGGAUAGAAGGAGAAGAUCGAAAAGUCGGAGUAGGAGUCGUGACAGAAGAAGAAGGAGAUCGAGGAGUAGAUCACGAGGUCGGGAUAAUCAUAGUAGAGACAGAGAUAAGAAAGACGGGAAAGAUGAUGGGAAAAAAGAUGAUAAAAUGAACGUGGGUCCACCCACUUUGGAACCGGGAACAAACGUACCGAAUUUAGAUAUAUUAAAUCCGACUACUUGGAACGUCAUGCAAACCGGCGCUUUGGCGCAAAAUGCCCAACUCCUUACCAAUUUUGAACUCCUUAGAAAUUUAGCCAGUCAAAAAGGACCGUUGAUACCAGGCGGUCCGAGCUCAUUGUUACCGACUCCCGUGAAAACCGAUAGCCAAGGAAAAUUAGACUUGUUUUCGAAUAAGGGUAACAAUUCUGGACCGAGAGAUUUUAAUAAUCAGAGACCCGAUUUUAGAAGUAAAGGCGACGGCAUGCGGGGUAAUCAGAGAGGAUUUAAAAAUUUUGAAAUGAAACAAUUUCAAGAAAAUCACGGAAUCGGAGAUAGCAGAUUCGGAGGGAGCCGCAUGCAAAAGAAUUUCCAAAACUUUGGACCCGGGUUCCCAAUGAGAAACGGUAACGAAAACAUGGUGAAUCCUAGGUUUGUAGGUUUCGGAAGAGGAGACAACGGUUUUCUUCCCCGUGGACCGGCACCCAAUAGAGAACGCCCUAACAUAUCGAGAGGUCUCCUAGAUCUCCCGGUGGGUCUUCCGCAACGCAGUCGAUAUCCGAACAAAGAUGAUACGGUGGACGAAUUCGGUAGGAGCAUACAACUGAGAAAUAGGAAAAACCUUAACAACGAGGAUUCCUUUCAAGAUGACAUCGGAGGGUUGGGAGACCAACAGCAAAAUUUUUUAGGUUUUCAAAACAGGUUCGGGAAAAAUCCUCAGAAUCAAAGGCCGCCGUCUUUGAUGAGAGGAAGGGACAACUGGCAAAUCGGAAGGGGUGGAAACGAGGGAAAUUAUCAGGAACGGAGAAAUUUUCGGAGUUCUUACGACGACUCGAAUCGUGGUUUUAGAGGGCCUAAAAAUAGAGACUUUUCAAAACACCAAGAAGAAAGUGAGCCGCAGUCUAAUUCGUCAUCGGAAAAAGACUCUUGCAUAGAAAUAAGAAAUCUUUUGCCACACAUCGCUUACGGAGAAGUGAGAAAGCCGUUUAGCAAUUUAAAAUUAGUUAUAAAAGAAAUAAAAUUUUUCGGUUACACUCCCAAAGAUAAAAAGUGUAGGAUAAAAUUUUUGAACAAUGAAAAUAAAAGAAAAGCAAUUCAAGCAGGUAAUAAAAUUGUUAUAGACAAUAAACAAGUGCACUUAUUAAGUAUAAGCGAUGGGGAAUUCGACGAAACCGCCGACGAAGGAGUUAAAAGACCGGAAAUUAAAUUUUCCGACGACGAAGACGACGACGUGGUCGUGUCGCCCAAAGAGGCUUACCUACAAGUAUCGGAUCUUCCGUCGGACGUCGAAGAAAAAGACAUAAAUAAUCUCUUUCCGAAUAUGGCUCUUGAUAAAAUAAUAUUGGAAAUGUCGAACGAUGGUAAAAGCAAAGUCGCAUACGUCAAAUUUCAAAAAGCAGUCGACGCGAAGGUGGCAUUGGGAACACCCAAUCGAACCAUCGGCGAAUCGCCGGUGGUUUUAACUUCGUUACCUCAAUACGCAUUCAACGACCAUUUGAACAAAUUCAAAAAGACCAAAAAGGAAUAUUCCGAAGUGAUGGAAGUUGAUUUGUCGAAAGCGGAAGAAGAAGAAGAGGAAGAAGAAGAAUCAUCAUCAUCAUCAAUCGGAAAAGACGUCAACAAAUCUACUUGCGUCCUCAUGAAAAAUUUACCCUUGGAAGCCAACGAUCGCGACAUAUGCGAUUUCUUUUCCGACAUUGGUUUAGUUCCUAAUAAAAUUCAUCUCAUGCUCGACACGUCGGGUCAACCGUCUGGUGAUGCUUUCUGCGAAUUUUCCGAUUUGAAUCAAGCGGAAAAAGCGUGCACGAAAAAUUCGGCUCAUUUGGGUAAAAACAUCGUGAGCGUGACGAAAGUACAUCAGAGCGAAAUGAUGGAAGCUUUAGGAGUGUCGAAAAACGAGAAAAACAAAAUUCCAAGUCUCAUGGAAUCGUUCGGUCGUCCGCAAUGCGUCGUGACACUAGAAAACAUACCUUUCAGAGCGGAAAUAUUCGACAUAAUUAAUUUUUUCGGUUGGAGUUAUAAUUUGACGGAAAGCGACAUAUUUAGGAGGUACAACGACAAGGGUCAGCCCACCGGAGAUGGAAAAGUUUGUUUCAAAACUCCAGAAGACGCUUUGAGAGCCAUAAGAUUUUUAAAUAAUAGAAGUUUAAUGGGUAGAGUUAUAAGAAUGAAAUUAGUUUAG